Molecule: messenger RNA, 885 nt
Organism: Lindgomyces ingoldianus
Lineage: Eukaryota; Fungi; Ascomycota; Dothideomycetes; Pleosporales; Lindgomycetaceae
Product: NAD(P)-binding protein
Exons: 4
Coding region: 1-885 (294 amino acids)
Cellular component (GO): intracellular anatomical structure
Molecular function (GO): oxidoreductase activity, acting on NAD(P)H, oxygen as acceptor
Source: RefSeq, a predicted model, not a curated record
AUGCGACCAUUUUCCAGUACUGUCUCAAGGCAUCAAGGGGGACCUCCAGAUGCUCCUGCUAGAGGCAGUGCCGCGAACCCCUUUCUUAGAACCUCGAAAGGGCUUUCAGAGUUCAACCUCAGCAACAAGGUGGUAUUGGUAUCUGGAGCUGCCCGAGGACUCGGCCUCACGCAAGCAGAGGCGCUGUUGGAGGCGGGAGCAACUGUUUAUGCCUUGGAUCGACUUCCUGAGCCUUCUCCAGACUUCCAUACUAUCGCAGAGAGAGCAAAGUCGGAGCUUGGCACCUCAUUGCAAUACUGCCAGAUUGAUGUUCGCGAUGUGCUCAACCUAAACCGAAUAAUCAGGGAAAUCGGUGACAAGGAAGGACGAAUGGACGGGCUGAUUGCGGCUGCGGGCAUACAGCAAGAAACGCCAGCCUUGGAGUAUACCCCGGAAGAUGCGAAUCGAAUGUUCGAAGUGAAUAUUACUGGUGUCUUCAUGACUUCCCAGGCUGCAGCGAAGCAGAUGAUCAGAUUCGGCAACGGAGGAAGCAUUGUAAUGAUCGCAAGUAUGAGCGGGACUGUUGCGAAUAGGGGCCUGAUUUGCCCAGCAUAUAAUGCAUCUAAAGCUGGAGUGAUGCAACUCGCACGCAAUCUGGCGGCAGAGUGGGGCGAGUACAAUAUCCGCGUCAACACCAUUUCGCCUGGCUACAUUGUGACUGCAAUGGUGGAAGAGUUGUUUAAGCAGUUUCCCGAGAGACGGACAGAGUGGCCGAAGCAGAACAUGCUGCAGAGAUUGUCAGGCCCGAGAGAGUAUCGUGGUGCUGGAGUCUUCUUGAUCAGCGAUGCCAGUAGCUUCAUGACGGGAGCGGAUCUACGGAUGGAUGGUGGACACUCCAGUUGGUAG